AUGGAAAAAGGAGAGAGCAAGAAAAUGUCAGCACGCAAUGCUUCGAGAAACGAGCGUCGGGAAAGGAAAAUGGCUUUGAUACAAGAUGUUGAUAAGUUAAAGAGGAAGCUAAGACAUGAAGAGAAUAUUCAUAGAGUGUUAGAAAGAGCACUUACAAGACCUCUGGGAGCCCUUCCUCGGCUUCCACCUUAUCUCCCUCCUCGUACAUUAGAGCUUGUGGCUGAAGUUGCCGUAUUGGAGGAAGAGGUGGUUCGAUUAGAAGAGAAGAUUGUGAAUUUCAGACAAGGUUUAUACCAGGAAGCUGUAUACAUUUCCUCCAAGAGGAAUGCGGAAACUCCAAUUGAUCCAAUGGAGCACAAUUCCAUCACAGGAUCCAAACAUCAAAGAAAGCUAGUCAAUGGGAAGGAAUUACAUUCAAAACAAGAUUCCUUAUCAUCGAUCCCAGAAGACAAAUCUCUUGCAAAGAAAACGGAAAAGGUUAUCACUCCAGUGAAGAAAUCACCAACCAAACAAGAAUCAUCCGACAAGAGUGUAGAUCACUUGAAGUUGCAGCUGGAGAAGAGAUUAGUAGAUCAGGACAGAGCACAAAACUCGUCAAUUUCAUCAGAUGAUAAGGUGUUAGAAGUUGAUAGUACGCCAAAUAGAGUUUCAGAGGAUAUUGUCAAGUGUUUAUGUAGCAUAUUUAUGAGAAUUGGCACAUUCAAGGACAAUUUAGGAGAGUCAAAAACAAAAACACCUCCACGUGAUCCAUACGGCAUCUGUUCAGUAUCCAAAACUAGAAAUAUUGGUGCCUACAAUAGUUUUUACGAGAUUAAAGCACCCACCGUUGAUUUCAACCGAAUGAGAAAUGCAGUGUUUCUGACCAAUAGAUUAAAGUUCCUAUUUGGGAAGCUUGCUUCUGUGAACUUGAAGGGUCUUACUCAUCAGGAGAAACUUGCAUUUUGGAUAAACACUUAUAAUUCCUGUAUGAUGAAUGCAUAUUUUGAGAAUGGCAUACCCGAGAGUCCUGAAAUGGUUGUAGCACUGAUGCAGAAGGCAACAAUAGUAGUGGGUGGCCACUUGCUCAAGGCAAUUACAAUAGAGCAUUUCAUAUUGAGACUUCCUUAUCAUCUGAGUUUCACCUGUCUAAAAGCUGCGAAAAACUAUGAGAUGAAAGCAAGAAGCAUAUUUGGCUUGGAAUGGACCGAGCCUUUGGUUUCAUUUGCACUUUCCUGUGGAAGCUGGUCUUCACCUGUGGUAAGGGUGUACACAGCAUCACAAGUUGAUAAUGAGUUAGAAGCAGCAAAGAGAGAUUAUUUACAAGCAGCAGUUGGCAUUACAACAACAAACAAGUUAAUAAUUCCAAAGAUACUUGACUGGUUUUUACUUGACUUUGCAAAGGACUUGGAAUCUUUGUUGGAUUGGGUCUGCCUUCAGCUACCUGUUGAGCUGAGAAAGGAAGCAGUUGAGUGCCUUGAAAGAAAAGGAAGACAGCCUCUUUCACAGCUGGUCCAAAUGAUGCCCUAUGACUUCAGUUUCAGGUUGCUUGUACACCAAUAA
Vicia faba (fava bean) is the source of this 1539-nucleotide messenger RNA. The record is from the annotation of a GenBank genome assembly. Lineage: Eukaryota; Viridiplantae; Streptophyta; Magnoliopsida; Fabales; Fabaceae.